Epithele typhae is the source of this 687-nucleotide messenger RNA. RefSeq lists its product as uncharacterized. Gene Ontology annotation, cellular component: cytosol. The record is from RefSeq and is a predicted model, not a curated record. Gene Ontology annotation, biological process: guanine metabolic process. Bases 1 to 687 code for a protein of 228 amino acids. Gene Ontology annotation, molecular function: guanine deaminase activity; zinc ion binding. Lineage: Eukaryota; Fungi; Basidiomycota; Agaricomycetes; Polyporales; Epitheliaceae. The transcript is spliced from 3 exons.
AUGUGUAUUAUAAGACCAGCGCACCCCGCACUCUCGUGCACGGGCGAGCUCCUCGCCGGCCUCAGUGCGCUCGCCGGCCUCAGUGCGCUCGCCACCGCAGACCCGGCGCUCGCCAUCCAGACGCACAUCUCCGAGAACCCGGCAGAGAUUGCGUUCACGAAGGCGCUCUCCCCGCGCGAGAGCCUCGGGGAGGGGGAGACUACGUAUACGGGCAUGUACGAUGUGUACGGGCUCCUCCGGCACAACACCGUGCUCACACAUGCGGUGCACCUCGACGAGCACGAGGUCGCGCCCAUUUGGCACGCCUGCGACGCCGACAUCGCCCACUGCCCGACGAGCAACUUCAACCUCCGCUCCGGCUGCGCGUGCGUCGGCAUGCUCCUCAACGCCGGCGUCGAGGUCGGACUGGGGACGGAUGUCCCGGGCGGCUUCCCGCUCUCGAUGCUCACUGCCGUCCAACACGCGAGCAUAUGCGCCAAGGUCGUCCCCGCCGCCGGCCCGCCCCCUGCGCACACGACGUUCACGGACCGACAGCUGCCCGUCCCCUCGCUCCUCCACCUCGCGACGCUCGGCAGCGCGGCGGUGUGCGCGCUCGCGCAGCACGUCGGCUCGCGCCCGGCAAGGCGUUCAGCGUGGGCAACCCGGCCGUGUGGGGCGUCGCACUUCGCAUGGAGCCCCGUCUUUUGA